Ixodes scapularis (black-legged tick) is the source of this 1857-nucleotide messenger RNA. RefSeq lists its product as uncharacterized. The record is from RefSeq and is a predicted model, not a curated record. Lineage: Eukaryota; Metazoa; Arthropoda; Arachnida; Ixodida; Ixodidae. The coding region runs from base 312 to 680 and encodes 122 amino acids. The transcript has a single exon.
CGUCCAUCCACUAAAAUCACGUUCAGGCCGUUGAGGCGGAGGACAGGAGGACAGGGAGGAAAGCUUUGGGUGCUGUUUGUUUGGUUCGCAGUCUGUGUUUUCGCGUGUCCGUGGGGGUUUUCAGGAGUCCAGACGUUCCACUCGGCCAGCGAAACGAUGUGAUUGUCUUCGACACAGCGGUCUCGAAGGUGGUGUUGGCCCCAAAGUGGCGUCGUGCUUGUUCGUCGUGCAGUCCACAGCUGUGAUCCAUCGAGUGGUGAGUCAACGCGCUCGGCUGUGGGCACGACAUCACUUUUCUGAAGACCCGCACGAUGGUAAUGGCCGAAGGCGAAGCCUCGGCGACCAAGUUGACUGACAGCUCGUUCCGGAAGACCCUGUACGCGCUCGAGCAGUGGCCCAGCGCGAUCGAAAGCCUCCGCAACGAAAACCACUCGCCGCAAUUCGUGAGCACUUUCUGCGGCCUCCUGGACCGCACCUUGUCGGAGUUGGAGGUAAUCUCGUCGCUGAUGGACAAGCAGAACAAGAGGCAGGACGGGACCGAGUCCAAGUCGGACGAAGCGCCCGCGACCUGCGGCAAGGAAGACGCGAAGGAGGACUCGGCGUCGCCGGCCGCGGACCCCAAACCGCCGGUCAAGAAAGCGCGGAUGAAGUACACGCCGCUGAGAAAGCUUAGCACUUGACUGUUGCCAUCUCACUUCUCGUGUGGCACAAUACGGCCAACGCGAAGACACAACACCUUCGGGUUGGCCGGAGUGUCGUGCUGUGUCGCCAAUGUUCCAUUUCUGUUAGAAAGUAGUGUGCUGUUUCGUAUGUUGUAGCGACAGUUUAAUGAUCUGUAAUAUUCCAACGAUUCCGCUAUUGCACCUUUAUAGGGACAUAGCUGUCUAGAAAGAUGCGUCAUUGACAGUUUCGGGGUAACCCCUACCACAAAACUGUUAAGAGAACUGAUAGAUGAGUAUUCAGAGGCUUGUAAUGUUGACACUGUUGUGUUUGUGAGCUGGUGUUCUGCACCUUACCGUGUGCUUCCUCGGCGUGAAGUUCAGUUUCUCCGAGAAAGUUUCACAUUCCAUUUGUUAAUUUUUUUCUUUUCGGAAUUUUAUCUUCCAUUGUGAUGUGCACAUUGAUUUCUGUUGUAGGUCUGUUGUCUGUGUCGUCCAUUCACCUUUCUGUCAUACCUUGUAAACCAGGCACCACCGUGUUCAUUUGUGUAGCAUGCAGAUGCUUGACGCACUCUUUCGAGAAAGGAGCUUAUUUUGUUUGAACAUGUAUGACGCAGCGCUCGAUGAGGCCGCACAACCUUUGAACUCCUCACGAGGGGCCAGCAAAGUGCACAUUAUCAACUGGUUCUAAGAAUGGUUGCCACCAACAUCGGGUCUUGUUAUUAUCAUAGCCGGAAGAUUCCUCACUAGGAGCAUGUUUUGCAAGUUCCAAUAGCUUCUGUGACUUAAGUGAGAAUUUAUUCUGGAUGCUUUGAGCAGGUUUCAGAGCAACCAAGGUAUGAAGUAAAAGAAACAUGAUGUGAAAACAGUGAUGUUGCUUUGUAUAUGGUUCCAUUCAUUGUAACAGCGACUGGUAUAACGGCAUCAUCUGCCAAACUUGAGCACUUUUCCCGAUUCUUGGCGUACAAUCUGAAAGUGUCUGAAGCCGUGCACUCCUGUGGCCUCACUGAACACUGUGUGUAAGAGACUUGACACAAUAUGCGUACGGAUGUAUGUUGAGUAUGUAUUGACGAAGAACCACCCAAAAUAUUACGGGCAUUAUGGGCAGCAUGUCCCCAUUGUUGAUUCUGUCUGUGCCUCUUCAUGUGUUUUGCAUUAAAAGCAGCUGAUCAGUUUAUCUCUUAGUGCCACAAACAAA